This is a messenger RNA of Anarrhichthys ocellatus (wolf-eel), 5833 nucleotides long. RefSeq names its product transmembrane serine protease 4a (gene tmprss4a). The transcript has 13 exons. Gene Ontology annotation, biological process: proteolysis. The record is from RefSeq and is a predicted model, not a curated record. Gene Ontology annotation, molecular function: serine-type endopeptidase activity; protein binding. The coding region runs from base 3105 to 4487 and encodes 460 amino acids. Gene Ontology annotation, cellular component: membrane. NCBI's taxonomy places the organism in Eukaryota, Metazoa, Chordata, Actinopteri, Perciformes, Anarhichadidae.
UGAAGGAAUUCAGAAGGGUGUUCCCUGUUUAAGCAAUAAAGGUCGUUCGAGAAACUCCUCUGAGUAAAAUGCAGAAUUUUCAGACAUCUAGAACACUUUUCUCCAGCUCACUAAUCUUCAGAUGCUUUUCUGACAAGGAGUGACAGCUACUUCACAGGUGAGGAAGAGUACAGUGGUGGGAGGAAUGCUGUCUGUGUGUGUUGUUAUGGUGUUUUUUUUUUAUUACUUCUGCUUUUUUCUUAAACCUUAACUGUCAUAGCUACAUUAUAACUAAUGUGUUUGUAUUGCAAUUCUCCAGCAACAAAAUCAAUCUGUGGGAGAAUUGAAGAAUGAAUGCCAUGCUGUCAGAGUAGUGAUUUUUAUAUACUGUAUGUGGUGGUGCAUUACAAACUCAGCCAACUCAAAAAAGAACGAUGAUCAUCCUUAUCAGACAUAACGCUUUAAAGGAAAGAUCCCGAUUUUAAAUUCAUGUUAUUCAGCAGCACGACUUAGUACGACUUAAGAAUAUGUUUUGCUUGUAAGAGACUGUAUUUGUAUUUCAAUUGGACUACAGAUGUUUUACUAUGUUCAUGAUGUUUUUGCUUCGUUCAAAAUUGAUCUUAAAAUUAAAUGAAAUGCUUCAAAGUAAUGUUUCAAAAGCUCCCUGCUUAGAUUUCUGAGAAGUUUGCACAGAAUUUGAAUCUGUUGGCACAUUGUUUGCAACUCAAUGAGAAAUGAAAUGGUUCCAACAUUUUCCAAAGAUGCUGUUAGAGAAUAAGUAAUAGAAUGGAAUGCUUUUAACUUCAGUUCCCUAAGUCAGCACAUCAUAAUCAUAUUGUGAUGGCAGAAAUCACAGCGAUAGUCCAAAUAGAUCUGUUAAUAUGUAAUCCAUCCGGAUUAUAAACUGUUCAGGAGCAGUCUAUUUAGCUGCUCAGUUUAAAAAGAACAAAGAAACAUUUUAGCAGCAACAGGUGGUUUAACUGACAAAGUAAUGGAGACUAACAAAAGAAUAACCUUCACGAGGAUGAAAUGGACUGUGUGUUUGACUGUCGUGCCGUGAGAGCUGAUGUGAUUAUGAACAAAAUGAAGCAGCUUGACUCAGUAGAACAAUAAAAGCCCAGAGUCAAACAAGAGCGCAUAAUAGAUUUAUUAGAUCCCUGAAUUGCUCUCAUCUUCUCCUUUAUAACUUGUGCAAACAUCUUGUCAGCCACUGUUCAAUCAUGUCGGACUGUCAGACAGGAUAAACAUCGUUACUGCACAAUAUUCAUUGGAUUUGCAGUGUAAACUCUGUGGGAAAUGUGCCAUAUUUGAGGGAAUGGAAAAUGAGAGAUUUACCGUACAGAUGAUUUUAUUGUGGCCCACCAAUUUAUAAACUGACUUUAACUAGGUCCAGUCAGGCAAACACACAAAAGGAGGUCAUGCACCAAAUGUAACACCAGGGUGGAGCCUCUAAAUGUUCCGGCAACUUUAUGGCAACCUGAUUAUCAACAAGGUUAACCGAGGUUAUUGACUGAAAGAGACCUUGUGUGGAGAACGUUCAGAGGUCGUUAGCUUCAAACUGAUCCCCUCAGAUAGCUCUAUCUGUAUGUACCUACCCCCAUUUAUACAUCCAUCUCUCUAUCUAUUUCCGCAUACGUAUACUCUGAGACAACAACUGAGUCCAUAGUCCAAGUUUUAUGAGUGAGGACAGGUUGAGGGUCAGCUGUAAGAUUCAUUGCAUUAAUAGUUCAGGUACAGCGACACAAUCAGCUUCUGUUUCAAACAGUGGCUCCUUCUGUUCAGCCAACCUCAGUCUCUCACACUCCCAAUCAAGCGCUUUUUCCCCUCAGUUGUCUAUGCUCAGUGUCCCAUAACAUUCACAGUGGCGUCAUUUUUAGAAGCACUGACCUAUUGACCUUUGACUGCAUCCUCCAGAGGUAAUUUAACACCAGUGACAAAUAGGACAGCAAUGUGCUGCUGUAUUUAUUAUAUGGGUUCAUUACAGUAACCUAGAGAGAUAACUUUUCUGACAUGUUUAAUUCCGUUUUCUAAUAACUUUGACUUCUGCAUAGAUGAAAGGCAUAUUUCAAUAUAUUCUUUUAAAUUUGAAAUUUUCUGUUGGUCUGUCUGGUCGAGACUCAUGAUGAAUUGCAGUAACUCAGAACACUCUAAACACUCAAUCGUUCCUGCGAAAUAGUCAGCACGUUAGCACUGUCAUGGCACCAUGUUUGCCUCCUGUACCUACAGCCUCACAGCUGCAUGUAUUUGUCAUAUUCCUGUUCUGCUAAUGCUGUGUAACGUGGCAUGAGUCACAAUUUGUUGUCAGGAACUCUUGACUGAUACCAACCGACUUCUCAUUAGACUGUCAAAACAAAACAGGCGAGAAGAGAAACACACCUCAGCCUCAGGGCAUGUUACUGUACGCACAUCAAACCACUGUUAACGUCAUGUUGUGUCUGAGUUUGUGAGUGUGCAUAUAAGUGAGCCGCUGUGCCACGUCUUGUUUUUUUGCAUGUAUUUGUAUCUGUGCAGACACAUGGCUGUGUUGGUGUAUGUUCAGGUAAAAUUUGAGAGGCAAAGAGCCACUGGAGGGGAGCUAAGGAGUAAAGGACACAAAAGCAGGGCAAAAAAAAAGAGAUGGUGUGCUUUAUGUCCAGAGGGUUUAAACAUUUGGAGUGGGAGGAGAGACAGUGACAGAGAGAGGAGGGUUCAAGUUUCAGGUUACCUGGAUUACUUCAGUUUUGUUUUGUUUCGUUAGCAGGGCUCGGUCAUUCAAAAACAGCUCUCUCUGAAUCUGCGGAGUGUCGGAACACAGGGCUACAAACAAGCCUUCUCUAAUACUUCCUUGGGGUCUCAAAGAGGGGCAAGUCAGGCACCCUUCAAGCCGGAUUUAGUUACACUGCUGUAGAAAGAAAAGGGUGUGGGGGAGAGAGAGAGAGAGGGAGAGAGAGAGAGAGAGAGAGAGAGAGUAAAACCAGGUUUUGUAGUUGAAGCCAGUGGAGCGAGAGGGUGGAUAGGGUGAGAGGAAGAGGACGAAGGACAUCCAGGGGAGAGUGAGUUACUGGGGAGUCCCACCGCCAUUGAAGGAGGGCAGUGGUUUUUACUCUGUGCUCUGUGUCAGAAAAGACAAAAAGGACAGCUACAUCAUGCAGACGAUCACCCAGGUGCCUGAGGAAAGCACUAGACCACUGAAUCCCAGCCAGGCAGUGGUUCCACGGCCAGGCCGCCACAGAAAGCCCAUGACCGCUCCAAAGACUCCGAAAGAGAAGGCGUCUAAGAUAAAGAAAGUGUUGCUUACUGUCCUGACAGUUGUGAUCUUACUGGGCAUACUGGUCACUGCAGCAUACUUCAUAAAGCAGCUGAUUGACAGCAAGUAUUUCUUCUGCAAGAGUUCCGUGAAGUUCAUCCCAUUAGACAAAGCCUGUGACGGGAAAGAUGACUGCUCUGGAGGAGAGGAUGAAAUUACAUGUUUGGCAAGAUAUACGGUCAACACUACCUUUCCAGUGCGUCUCAUGACAGGGAAGCAGGUCCUGCAGGUGUACAGUCGCGGCCAAGGCUGGCGGAGUGUGUGUAGCGACAACUGGAGCAAGCAGUACACAGAGAAAGCAUGCAAACAACUAGGCUACACAAAUAAACCUCGUAGCACCAGUGUCCCAGUGGACACCUUGACGUCUUCCAUGAAAAAAGGACCGUUCACAGCUAUCAGGCCUGGUACCACGAACACACCCAUACAUCAGGCUACCAUAGACCACAGUGUAUGCAGAUCUGGAUCUGUGGUAUCUUUGACAUGUUCAGACUGUGGAGAGGCGGGCCCUGGGGACCGCAUUGUCGGGGGUGCAGAUGCUUUAAUUACGGACUGGCCCUGGCAGGUUAGCCUGCAACAGGGGGGCCAUCACACAUGUGGAGGCACACUGGUGUCACCGCUUUGGGUCGUCACUGCCGCCCACUGCUUUGCCAGUAGUAAAAAGGAGGUGAGUCGCUGGAGAGUGGUGUCAGGCAAGACAUACAUGGGCACACUUGGAGGUUCCUAUGUGGACAGGAUCAUAAUGAAUGGAGACUAUGACCCAGCACGAAAUGACUACGAUAUUGCACUGAUGAGACUCAGCAGCCCAAUCACAGUGGGAGAGGGCCGCAAGCCGGUUUGUCUACCUCCUAAAGCCUUUGGCCUUCUUGCCCCGGCCUCCAUGACUGUGACUGGCUGGGGAUACCUAGAGGAAAACGGUAAAGUCUCUCCUUCGCUUCAGAAGGCCAGGAUCCCUCUGAUAGACCACGCUAGGUGUUCCAGCCCCACAGUGUAUGGUGAUUUGAUAACCCAGAGGAUGAUCUGUGCUGGUUUACUGGAGGGGGGAGUGGAUGCCUGCCAGGGGGACAGUGGGGGUCCUUUGGUGUACUUCGUCUCCUCUAAAUGGCAUCUGGUUGGAGUGGUGAGCUGGGGCGUUGGCUGUGCUCGGAAGAAAAGGCCAGGUGUUUACACCAACGUUGAAGAGAUGUUGAACUGGAUUCAUACAGUCAUUGAGAAAAACCCCUGAGGUCCUCCAUCGUGUAGAGCAGCCACCUCGAGACUCCAGUCUAGUCUACCUUGGACAGCCCGUGAAACUAAAAGAAAGCUUUUAAUUCAGUGUGGCUGACUGAAGAUGGGGAGACAGAAGUAGAGAGGGGAAGUUUAAGAUCAAUCUCAGCAGCAACACAGAAUACCUGUUAAACACAGCCAUAUGCAACAACACACACACACUCACACACACACACACACACACACACACACACACAUUUGAUACAAAACUUAUUUCAGGUGUUUGUGCCAUUUCUGGUUUUUAUCUCAGGGGAGAUUGUUUAUGUCAGGUGUCACUGGCUGGUCUGGGAUGGUUUAAGCUUUUACAAUGUUUUAAUUUGACAGACCCAAUUCACUGAUUAGGGCAAUAUUUAAGAAAAUAGUCAUUGGUAUUAAAGUGAGGACUUGGUAAUAAGUGCACAACCUGUUUAGACUGGGAAGAUUUUGGAGCUUACCAGACUGGCAGACCUUAACCAUGAUGUACUUUAUUACUAUGAUUUUAGGUGUGCAAUGUGUUCAUACCGUAAACUGCUGAUAGGAAAGGUGAUAGACGGGGUAAAGCUGUGCUAUGCUAAUGUCAGUGUGAAGCCUCAGGUUAAUAUCCCCAAUAAAAUUAAUUCAAAGUCCAGGAGUUUAAGGCAUGUAUGGUGCUGAUUCAGUUGAGUUACCUGAUUACAGGGAACAUUUACCUUUUUAUACAACACAAAUGUUGUGCUCACUUCCCACAACAAAUUUAUUUAAAUGAGCACUUUAAGUGGAAUGUGAGAAUUACUUGACCUUACUGUAUGUACAGCUGAUUAAAGUCUAAUAAUGCACUGAAGACUAAAACUCAAUACACACUGUUCUGUUCUCAUAGUGCCUCCACAAUGAGAACUCAAUGAGUCUGCAUCUCAUUAAAAAUCAGUGUCAGUGGCUGCCAGAUACACACAUCCAGCUGAGGCACCUGGAGGACACACGCACACACACACGAAGACACUGACAAAUCAUCCACUCACCAGGAUGCAGACAAAAAAGUGCCAUCAGAAAACUCACACCACGGCCAGAAUAUUCAGGGUGGUGUUUACAGAGGUUUUCCUAUCACAACUAAAAGGAAUUAAAAUGCAAAUAAAUAUAAUUUCCUGAAGUUUGACUGUGAGCAACAGAGAUUAUAUUUUAAUUUGUAAAAAUGUGCACUCAGGCAAAACCCGUUUUAUUUCUUGAUUUUAAUCAUUCCAUUUGUAGCAAAGUAAAGUGGCUGAUAACAUUUGACUGUAUAUAUGGUACAUUGUGUUGAUUUUUAUUCACCUGUAAAUAGGUUGUAAAUACAAUAAAGACAUUCUUAUGUAA